Messenger RNA from Osmerus eperlanus (European smelt), 1723 nucleotides. Its product is annotated as transmembrane protein 236-like. The transcript has 4 exons. The coding region runs from base 18 to 1175 and encodes 385 amino acids. Lineage: Eukaryota; Metazoa; Chordata; Actinopteri; Osmeriformes; Osmeridae. The record is from RefSeq and is a predicted model, not a curated record.
GCAGGGGCUGCCACAGCAUGGGCUCGGGGAGCACGCUGAAGUUCGCCCUGUGCGAGGUGCUGCAGUUCGCGGGCAUGUGCGUGCCGCUCUUCGUCGUCAUGCAGAGGUUCGCCAUCAUCGUGGCUAAGGUUAAAAGUGUCAGGCAGCCCCCCAGUGAUGGAGGGACGGCCUACUGGCUGAUCGUGGCGUCCUCCAUCGCCUACGUGACCUCCACAGCCCUGCUGGUCUGGGUCCCCUUGAAGUACAUGCUGUUUGUGAAAAAGAAAUUCCUAGUUGGGAGGAGAAAGUGGAGGCCGGUGGCCCUGGUCUAUGUUAUCCUCUCAACAUUACCCUGCUUUGCUUUUCUCAUCGCCAGCUCAGAGGUGCAGAUCAGAAACAACUUAAAACACGACACCUUUACGGAGCUCCCUGUGUCGCUGGUCCUCUUCUCUCUCAUCUGCAUCGACAUUGUCGAAAGGAUUCGCCACUGUAGACUCACAGGACAGGCCAAUGACUUGGAGCGGGAUGCUGACAUCCCCACCACGGCCCUCACACACGUGGAGCAGGUCACUUCAGGGACGCCUGGAACGCCAGCAGCGGCCGCGGCAACAGCCCCUGCCACUGCGCCCACCGCACCAGGCCAGCAGAGCGAGAAGGACCAGAACAGUGCGGGGUCACGAUCAGAGGCCAAUGGGAUUGUUUCCGGGUUUCCAGGGAAUCAGGGACGGCAGUUUAGCAUCUCGGGCAUGAGCUCACGCUCUGCCAGCAUGACGGCACCGUACCACGUGUCGCCCUACGCAUACACGGGCCCGCUGCGCUUCCUGUGUGCCAGUGACGCGAGAGCUGAGAUGUUCGUUGAGAGCUUCCUGUUCUGGAUGGAUACAGUGGAGAUGGUUAGGUCAGCAGGACACCCGGCAUUGUACUUCUCUGGCUGGGUGUUCCCCAUCUACAUCUUCAGCUACCUGUCAUGCCUGAGGCUGGUGGUCAUGCCCCAUAGUCCCCUAUUAUCAUCUCUAGGCGUGGCCCUCCAGGACCUGCCCUUUCUGUUCAUCCGUAUUGGCCUCAUUGCCUUCUUUGGCUUCAUCACACCACUUCUGUACCUGAUGAAGAACUUGCUGGUCUGCUUGGCCUUUAUUUACUUCAACUUCAUGACCAAGCUGAGAAUCUUCAACACUGAGAGGAUGUUUUUCGGAUGAUUCGACAGCCAGAUGAUAGUACCUGGAACUAGACUGAGGAGUCACUGAGAGAAACUGUAGGUUCUCAUCAGUCCCCAUACAGAGUAGCAGAGGCACAUCAAGAGAAGAAGAUGUAAUUUGAUGUGACUCUGAUGAGACUGCUGAAAGGAGGAACAGAACAGGACUACAUUGGUGGUGCUUUUUGCAGGCCAAAAGGGAGCUCUUUUGCAAUGUGUUCCUGUGAAAGGAAGGACAACAUGAGCUGUCAGAGAGCUAAGUGUUGUCUCACUGUUAUCUUGUUUCCUACUUGUUCUUGUUGUUUUUUACCCCCCAUUCAUCCCCAACCUGAACCAUGGCACUUUGAGAAUGUAAAGAACAUGUCAAGUCACUUCUUACUGAUUUUAUAACACCGAACUACAGAUUUUUCUAUUACCAUAAAGUGCAGUGAAUGUGUAUGAGCAUAAGAAUAAUGUGAACAUCAAUGUUGUUGACAUCUCAGAUUUUUUUCUUUGCAAGGUUAUGAUCAUUAUACACAAAAUGAAAACAAAGCGUGAGUUUGUACCAAUGAU